AUGACAGAAAUAAAUAAUAAUAAUAAUAUAGAUAUAGAAAAUAAAGAUAUAGAUAAUAAUAUAGAUAAUAAUGAAGAAAAAAAACCGAAUUGUUUAUUUAAAAAACCAACCAAACAAAGAAAUAAUAUAAGAAAAAGAUCUGAUGAUCAAAUGUUAAAUAAUAAUAAUAAUAAUAACACUGAUAAAGAAGAAGAGAAAACAGAAGAAGAGGAUAGCGAUAAAAAUAAUAAAAAAAAAGUUAAAAUUAAUCAAUAUACAACAAAACAAGAAAAAAAGAAUGAAUUUUCAUUUGGAUCAACAGGUGUUGCAGGGUCAUCAAUUAAUUCAGCGGAAUUAUCAACAACAGAGUAUCAUAAUGAAGAGGAUGAAUAUGAAAACACUGUUUUAUCAUCAAGAGGUUUGAAAAGAGAAGAUAUUGAAAAGCAAAAACAAGCAACCAAUGAUGAUGGAAUUUAUCGUGGUAUGGGUUCCUAUUCAACAUUUACAGAAAAGAAAUCUGAUCUUUCUUAUAAAGGUGGUGGUGUUAAAGCUGGCCCAUUAAAAACUAUAGCAAACGUUAGACUAUCAAGUAGAAUCGAUUAUCAACCAGAUGUAUGUAAAGAUUAUAAACAAACUGGCCAAUGUACUUUUGGUGAUGCAUGUAAAUUUUUACAUGAUCGUACUGAUUACAAAUCAGGUUGGCAAAUUGACAGAGAAUGGGAAGAAGAACAAAAGACAAAAAAAUCAGGUAAAGAUACUUCAUCAUCAUCAACUACAGCAACAUCGACUGCUGAUGAGUUGCCAUUUGCUUGUUUUAUUUGUAAAAAUCAAUACGAUAACCCAGUAAUGACUAAAUGUAAACAUUUCUUUUGUGAAAAAUGUGCAUUGGAUCAAAAUAAAAAAAAUAAAAAAUGUGCAUUAUGUGGUGAGCCAACUCAAGGUGUUUUCUCUCAACCAAAAAAAACAAUCGACAAAUUAAUGGAGGUUUCAAAAGCACAUUUUAAUAAUUUAAAUAAAUAA
Messenger RNA from Dictyostelium purpureum, 999 nucleotides. RefSeq lists its product as uncharacterized. The transcript has a single exon. NCBI's taxonomy places the organism in Eukaryota, Evosea, Eumycetozoa, Dictyosteliales, Dictyosteliaceae. The record is from RefSeq and is a predicted model, not a curated record. Gene Ontology annotation, biological process: snoRNA splicing. Gene Ontology annotation, cellular component: U2-type spliceosomal complex. Gene Ontology annotation, molecular function: metal ion binding. The coding region runs from base 1 to 999 and encodes 332 amino acids.